Messenger RNA from Lactuca virosa, 801 nucleotides. Lineage: Eukaryota; Viridiplantae; Streptophyta; Magnoliopsida; Asterales; Asteraceae. The record is from the annotation of a GenBank genome assembly.
AUGUGCAAGGUUUUGUCAAUAGUGGUUAAGCAUGCUCAACACCAUUACAAUGUUCCUCAAAUAACGGAUGUUCGCAUGGCAGAAAUUCCAAGGCUUAAUGUUGGGAAUUUGGUGUUUCCUACAUAUAUACAUUUUUCUUACAUUGGUUCGAUUCCUGAAGUGAUGAUUAGCAAAGUUCCUGCUAAUACCGAAGUUAUCAACAUUUACAAACAAAUUCCUAAGUUUGAUAUGAAGCGCAUCCCCGCUGAGUUACAUGAAAUUAUUGAUACGAGUGUUGUUACAAGGAGAGCGGGAUGUGGAAAGCGAAAGGCUAAGGCUGUUGAUAAGGUUGUCAUUGUGAAGCCUAAAAAGCAAAGAAAGUUGAAGAAGAAAGUGCAACCAUCUAUCGUAGAUGAAGAGAUGGAUGUUGAUGUUGAUGAGACGACAAUAAGCGAUGUUUAUGUUGAGUCUGAUGUUCAAAACAAAGAAGACGAUGCGAAGUCUUUGGAGCAUCCACAGAAAAAAGAGCAACCAACUACCACUGCGAUACAACCAACGACUGAAAUUUUGAAGGUUUCGGAAAAUCCUCAGAAUGAUUAUUUCGUUGUUGAUGAUAAUCUAGAUGAUGAUGAUGAUAUAGUGGGUGAUUAUAAUAAUACUUCUUUUGAAGUUUUUGUUCAACAUGAAUUGGCUCCUUCGCUGCUCGAUGAUGAGACUACCAAUAUGCCUAUAAACAGGAAAGAUUACAAGGCAUUAAACAAGGAGCUAAAGUGUUGGUACGUCAUGGUGAAUCUUUCUCUACUAUCAAUUUCUCCAACAUGA